Molecule: messenger RNA, 1827 nt
Organism: Camponotus floridanus (Florida carpenter ant)
Lineage: Eukaryota; Metazoa; Arthropoda; Insecta; Hymenoptera; Formicidae
Gene: RabGGTa
Product: geranylgeranyl transferase type-2 subunit alpha
Exons: 7
Coding region: 135-1799 (554 amino acids)
Biological process (GO): protein geranylgeranylation
Cellular component (GO): cytoplasm; Rab-protein geranylgeranyltransferase complex
Molecular function (GO): Rab geranylgeranyltransferase activity
Source: RefSeq, a predicted model, not a curated record
UUCCGUUCCGAUUGGUCAAUCAAAUGCUUCAAAACAUUUGUUCCAUCAAGUGAAUUAUACUUGUAAUCGUCAGUCAAACAAACUUGUCGACUUGUUCGCGAUUUAUUGGACGAAUAUAAAAAGAAUAUCCAAUAAUGCAUGGUCGAGUAAAAGUGCGUACUACAGCAGAACAGGAGGAGAUAAAGAAAAGGGAAAGAGCAGCCAAAGUUGUUCAAUACAAGGCUGAUAUUGCUACAGUAUUUCAAAAGAGGAAAGAUAAAAUAUGGGAUGACGAAUUAUUAUUAAUUACUAAGCGUAUGCUGUUAAGUAAUUCAGACAUUUAUACAUUAUGGAAUAUUCGUCGUGAAGUUUUCCAGAAUAACAAAUGGACUGAUGAAGAAUACAAGCAACUACUUGAAAAUGAAAUGAGUUUAACUGAAAAUUGCCUUAAAGAUAAUCCUAAAUCAUACAGUGUAUGGCAUCAAAGAUGUUGGGUGAUGGAACAAAUGUCUGAACCUGAUUGGAAGAGAGAAUUAUCACUGUGUGCAAAAUGUCUAAAUAUAGAUGAAAGAAAUUUUCACUGCUGGGAUUACAGAGAGUUUAUUGUACAAAAAGCUGGGAUCUCUAAUGAAGAAGAAUUUGAAUUUUCCACCACAAAGAUAUUAAAUAAUUUUUCAAAUUAUUCAUCUUGGCACUAUAGAAGUCGAAUAUUAUACAAAAUGUUUGGCACUACAUUAGAGGAGAUACCAAUCAUAGAUGAAAAAUAUAGAGAAGAGCUCGACCUUGUCAUGAAUGCAACUUUUACCGAUCCCAAUGACACUAGCGCAUGGUUCUACCAAAGAUGGCUUUUAGAUAAGUGCAUGACAACUUGCAGGCUGUGGCGUGCUAUUAUUAAGAAAGAUAUCGCUUAUGUUAUUAUUGACAACAAUAUACUGAUUGAGCCAGUUUCACUUUCACUAUAUAUAAAUAGUGAGGUUGUUGAUGUACAAUGGCAACUAUAUCCAGAUGAGAAGUUUGCCAAGUUACAAAUUGCAAGAUUUGUGAAGCCAUUAGAAAAUUUGGAUCAUGCCAAAGAAGUUUUUAUAAAAUUGCAAGAAACUACAUAUAAACUCUCAUAUUCAGAAAUAGAAAGUGCAUGGAUUUACAAAGAUAAUUCAAGUUUGCAUAGACAAAAUAGUAAUGACGAACAAUUAAAUGAACAAUUAAAGAGUUACAACCAACUUUCCAAAAUGGAACCAAAUAAUAAAUGGGCUUUAUUAACUGGUAUAUUAUUGAUGAAGAAGAUUGAUCUUAAAAAAUUUUAUACCGAUAUAUUAAAUAAUUUGAUGCUGCUAUCGAAAAUCGAUAGUCUUCGCAAGAAUUAUUAUAAAGAUUUGCGAAGCAAACUCUUGGUGGAAUAUAAUUUGCUCGAAAUAUGGAAAAAGGAGAAUGAUAUGGAAAUACAAAUCAGAAUUGAUUUAUCAGGAUUAGAUUUAACGAAAUUACAUAAUAAUCAUUACUUUGGUUUGUUUGAGAUAGUGAACCUUGAUGCAAAUCAAUUGGAGAAUUCUUUGCAUCAACUUUCUACGUUACAACGAUGUACAAGGCUGUCACUCUCCAGCAAUGGCAUAACAUCAUUAAAAAAUUUUCCUACUCUACAUAAUCUCGAAUUUUUCUCUUUGAGAAAUAAUAAAUUAACAAACUCAGAAGAGAUAUUAAAUUUAAUAAAACGACAUAAGAACUUGAAAAAUUUAGAUUUAACAGAUAAUCCAGUAUGUGAAAAGCUUGAGCCUCAAAUUCUGAAUGUACAUCUUAUAACUAAUCUGUCCCUUGAAAGUUAAAAAUAACAUCAAGAGAGAAAUAUAGUUU